AUGGCCGAGCUCGCAUCGGUCCGCUGGCCCGAAAAAUACUUGCCUGGACUAACCGACAAUUUUGCAUCCAAUGAAAUUGUCGUACAGGGAUUGACAGACCAAGACGUCUGGCCACUGAUCACGGAUACUUCGAAAUGGGCUGAGUAUUAUGACAAUGUGGGCAAUAUCACUUUCCCUGAUGGUGACAACGGUCCGCACCUACGAGCAAACAUGAAUUUCAAGUUUGGCACGUUUGGAUUCCCGUCUAUAGACGCACGCGUGAUCGAUUUUCAACCGCCUACCGAAAACAGAGGUGGAAGCAGUGAUGUGGGCCGUAUCUCUUGGACCGCCAAACAAUUGCCAGAGCUGGAUGUCAUGCAUGCUUGGCUCUUUGAGAACUUGCCUCAAGAUCGUGUUCGUAUUCUGACGCAGGAGUCACAGCUCGGUUCAGCUGCUGUCAAGUUGGCAAAACAAAAGCCGAAUCCCAUGAUCAAUGGUCAUCAAGAUUGGCUGGAAGGAUUGAGGGACUAUGCUUUACAGAAGAAGGAAUAA
Zychaea mexicana is the source of this 531-nucleotide messenger RNA. RefSeq lists its product as uncharacterized. The transcript has a single exon. The coding region runs from base 1 to 531 and encodes 176 amino acids. The record is from RefSeq and is a predicted model, not a curated record. Lineage: Eukaryota; Fungi; Mucoromycota; Mucoromycetes; Mucorales; Lichtheimiaceae.